Trichoplusia ni (cabbage looper) is the source of this 5259-nucleotide messenger RNA. RefSeq names its product PAN2-PAN3 deadenylation complex catalytic subunit PAN2 (gene PAN2). Gene Ontology annotation, biological process: nuclear-transcribed mRNA poly(A) tail shortening. Gene Ontology annotation, cellular component: P-body; PAN complex. Bases 282 to 3239 code for a protein of 985 amino acids. The record is from RefSeq and is a predicted model, not a curated record. Gene Ontology annotation, molecular function: protein binding. The transcript is spliced from 22 exons. NCBI's taxonomy places the organism in Eukaryota, Metazoa, Arthropoda, Insecta, Lepidoptera, Noctuidae.
GUUUGAUGACAAGACGCGAGUGCAUUUUGUUUUCCAACAAGGGUUUUGUAUCGUUACUGUGACCUUUAUUUCGAGUCAAAAGAGAAGUGUUUUCUAUCACCGAACACAGAAUGUCUCCGAAACUUUCAUGUUGAUUUACUUGAAAAUAUUUCUGAUUGCCAUCGUCGAACUCAUGAUCUAUUUUUUUUCUUUUAAAAUUAAAAUCGUGUAUUCUUCCGAUAUUUAAGUUAUCAUAGUGAAUAUAAAUGUUGUGAAACAGAUAAGCCGAAACAAUUUUUAAUAUGGAAUAUCAUUAUUCCGAUCUCUGUAUACCGACGGAUCAUCUGCUAACUGGUCCAUAUACCGCAGAAUAUGCUCCGCAAUAUAUGGUACCAAACCAAGCAGCGGAGUAUGAGGUGCGGGCCAGUGUGCUGGUUGACGGUGGUGACAGAUUUGGGGUGUCUGCUGUUGUGUUUGAUAAGUACGAAGAGCUGAUAUGGAUGGGGAAUCAGGGGGGUCACGUAACAUCCUACUAUGGACCCGCCAUGCAAAAAUAUACAUCAUUUCAAGUGCAUGAAUCUGAAGAGGUACGAGAUAUAAUAACUGUUGAAGGAGGUAUAUUUGCUCUGACUAAAACAGCUUUACGACACCAAAUACGCCGAGGUAUACCCAAACGCACAUACAAGUCACCCAACAUGACAGACAUGCAGUGUCUUUUCCAUGUAAACUCUUCUAAAUUAUUGAUGGGUGGUCACCAAAAUAAACUUAUAGAUCUCGACAUUACUAAAAUGGUAGAAAAUGUGAUUCCAAUCCAAGAGGAAGGCUGUGCAGUACUCCGUAGCGGCGGCGGUUCGCUAGUAGCAUGCGGCAGUGCUAACGGUAUGGUGGCCUUGAGAGACCUACGGACACCAUGCUCAGCUGAACACACGUUCAGAGCUCAUUCUGCUUGUCUGUCCGACCUGGAUAUGCAAGGAGAUCUACUUAUAACUUGCGGAUUUACACAGUCUGUGGGCAUGGCUGUAGCUGAGCCAUACGUGUUAGUGUGGGACGUUCGUCGCGUGCGGAACGGGUUGAUGGACGCCGCGUGGUCGCUAACCACGGCGAGCCCGCCGCUGUUGCUUCACUUUCUGCCAGCCUUCUCUGGGAGAGCUGUGGCGCUGUCUGGCGAUGGACAUGUUGCGUUGUUACAUGUCAACGCUCCUAAUGCCGCUGACCAUUCUGUGUUUCAGGUCGACACCCACAGUUCCGUAUGUAGUGUUAUGGACGUGUCUUCAACUAGUCAAGCGUUAGUAUUUGGGGAUCAAGCAGGGCAUUUGAACUUAUUUUCUCCGCAACACAAUCAUGAGCCAGUGUUCAAUAACUUCUCAAGAGCUACAGAGUUUGCGGAUCCAGUUGUAGGUUUACCGUACGUCGGAUUUAGCGACACGACCUUCCAAUACUCUACUGUUCCGCUGCCCCCUCUGUCAACUGGCAGUAAGUGGUUCAACCAGCUGCCAGAAGAAUUCUUCAAGAAGGUUUACAGGAAACCUAAACCAAUCGAUCCCGAAGUACUGAAAUCUAUGAAAAUGCAAGGCCCUAUUGGAUACUCACCAAACCCUCGAACGUUCAAAAGGAAUCAGAUACCAUAUGUCCAGGAUAAUUUAGAAGAUUUGCAAGCCGCCAAACAAAGUGAAAAUAAAUCGACUGCUCAACCGAUACCCAAGCAUUAUCAAAAGAUCGAAUUACAUUACAACAAACACGGUCCGAACGAGGAGAUAGAGAAAUGCAACAAAACAGGUCUUCCGGGAUUGGAGGCAACUGUUCCUAAUUCUUAUUGUAAUUCUAUGCUACAGGUAUUAUAUUACACAUUGCCGGUAAAGGCGACUCUCUUAGCGCAUACAUGUGCCAAAGAAUUUUGUCUCAGUUGCGAAUUGGGCUUCCUUUUCAGAAUGCUAGACACAUCAGGCGGGGCGCCUUGCCAAGCGAACAACUUUCUCCGCGCGUUCCGCACUGUGCCCGAAGCGGCCGCGUUAGGGCUGAUCCUGCCCGACCGGGGAGCUGAUUCCAGGGUUGAUUUAAUUGCCUUGAUACAGAGCUGGAACCGGUUCAUUCUUCACCAAAUCCACUACGAGAUUCUAGAGACUAGAAAGAAAGAGAAAGCACUACUAGUCAACAGUCCGCCGAAGACAGUGCGGAUACCGAACGUCCCUAAGAUGAAAAUGAUGGCUCCCAUCAAUGGGCAGUACCAAGAGGAAUACCAGUAUACAGAGUUGGAGUUCUUAGGGCCGGCUACUGAGUUUGAGUGUCAAGAAGAGCUGAGAGAAGAUGGAUGGACUGGUAGAGAAGAUGGUGCGGGUGAUGCCGACACAGUACCGGUUGACAACCACGAGCUGCCGAACAACCAGCAGGCUGACAGGGAGGAGUCCGAAAUAUCUCAGCUGUUCGCCAUCAGCAGACACCAGCUCAAUAGAUGUAUGAAGUGUAAUAAGGAGGAGGGCCGUGAGUCGGUAGUGCUGGCGUGCGCGCUGCAGUACCCGGGCGCGGCGCGCGAGGCGGGCGCGGCGCGCGGCUUCCUGGAGCUGCUGCGCGCCUCGCUGGCGCCGCGCCGCAGCACGCCCGCCUGGUGCGACUCCUGCGCCAGGUUCACGCCCACGCUGCAGCGGGGCAGGAUCGUCAGGUUACCACCAAUAUUAGCCAUAAACUGUGGAGGUGCGACAAUCCGAGAAAAAUCUUACUGGGUGAAAGGUACACAGAAAGAAACGCCGGAACCCAAACGCGGGGGUGGGGGUAAGCCGUGUCGGUAUGGAUUACACUGUGCGAGACCAGGCUGUCACUUCAAACAUCCUGAGAGGCCAACUGCCCAAGCGGGCUCAUCAAAGAACCCAGGGCAGGAGUCGCAGUGUGUACUACCGCAGCAGUUACUUAUUAGAUUGCAAUCAGAUGGUGAUGUCGUUAUUAACGAAAAGGCUGAAACCCCACCAGAACCUCUGACACCUAACAGAGGGGCUGACAAAAACAAGAAAAAGCCCGUUACUACUCAAUCCGAAGAGGAAUAUACUUUGUCUGCGGCAGUCAUUUGUGUUGAGGACAACCCUAAAAACUUAGUCGCGUAUAUUCAGACCGCGGCGAGAGACGUAGAACCUGUUUGGUAUCUGUUCAAUGAUUUGAGCAUCGUGCCAGUGAGCGUGGAGGAGGUGGUCCAGUUCGGCGCGUGGUGGAAGACGCCCUGCGUGGUGCUGUACACGGCCGCCACCACCCCUCAGCCACAGCCACCCUCAUAGCCUACGCUCAUGUAUGGACCCUAUGGACAGAGUGCCAUGGCAGGUCCAUACAUGAACGAGAUGUAUUACCCCGCUCCGCAGGCGCACUACAGCUACGUUCAAUAAUUCCAUUAAAUUAAGCCCAAGUCAAUGUUCCGCGCACAAAAUUGUGUGAACAAAUGUUUUGAACUACUUACUACGUGUAAAUUGUGGACUAUUGUAAAUAUAUAACAUUUUUAGGUGUAUUACGAUGUUUAAAUCUUAUUGUCACUCGUUUUAUGACGACACACAUCCUAUAAAAUAGUUGAACGGUCGAUAUUGCUACGAUACACGUGCAUCAGUUGGAAAGAACAUCCUUUCGACAUAGAAAUAAGGUUCACUUUCGGUAAAUUAAGGUGUUGAGCAUACGAUGUACCAUUUGUUCUCGAAACAGAAUCGAACAAAUGCGAGUCGUGUGGUAACUGACUUAAAUACAAUGUUGUAAAUUUGAUAAGUGUUAGUAUAAUAAUGACAUAAUUAUAUUAUUGUAUUCAAAUACAGUAAUGAAUCGAUUUGAGACUGCUUACGCAUGAACUGAUGGCGCGAAAUAAUGUAAAUUUUAUUUUAGUUAUGAAAUGAAGCUUUUAUAUUCAUGCAGAUUCUACUCUACGACGGUUGUACUAUCUCAAACUAUUAUUAUUUAUACUAUAGAUAGGGUUCGAAGACAAUUUUUGCUUGCUAUUAAGCAAACAUUAUAAUUAAUAGAAAGACAGAUUGUAUUGGUUAUUAAUUUCGAGCGUUAUUUCGCAAAAUUGCUUAAAUAUAGUCCAUAACUCAUAGUAGUUUCUUAACGAUAAACUUAUUACGGAUAUAUGUAUUCCUCAGCCUAAUACCAUAAAAAUAUCUACCUCAAAACAUAUUCCGUUACUGUACAUAUGUAUUAUAUAUUAUUAUACAAAUAUAUAUUAAUAAAAACUCUUAAUGUUUUCUGUUAAAUAGUGAAAUUAUUUUAAUCGGUCUUUGUCGUGAACUUAAUAUUGUUAUUUACGAUCUCUUUUGUCUACUUGAUCUACCUUCAUAUUUCCAUGACCGAAAGGUUUUUAUAAAAUUUAAACUAAUUUCCGGUUUGUAAUGGCCAGUGGUCUAUAGUAUUAAAUUGAUGGAAAGGCUAAUUGACUUGAAUAUGAACAUAGAUUAAGUAGCCGAUUACAGACGUAACGUAUUAUGUAUUUUUUACUGAAUACAAUCUGUUAUAUUAGAAACCGAAAUGCUGCUGGAUAAAAGUCGAUUAAAAUAGUUAUAUCAAUUAAAUAUUGUAAUACCCACUCCACGCAUAGUUGUCAAUGUUCGCACCAACGUUGGUCAAAUAUGUUGACAAUUGGAUAUCUGACUAAAAUAUCUAAUUAAUGAGGAUGAUGCUCUAAGUAGAAAUCUCGUGCCGUCACUUAUCAGUACAACUGCUUUUUACCGACAAGUGACGUUAUUCGCUCAUUUCCAUACUUUAUAGUACCAUUGAUGCGCUUUUUUUAUUUUAUUCAUCAAAAUACUUGUUUAUUUUAAUCUAUCUGACGGAUUAAUUAGAUUUUAUAAGUGAAAUGUCUUAAAAGCGUUUUUCUUCUAAAAAUAAAACCAACACGCUGUGACCGACCAAUGCUUGUCCAAUCGUUGGUGCCAAAAUGUUGGACGACUGGAGUUGGGCUAUAUGAAGCUGGCCUAAGGUUUGAGAUGGUUCAGCCGUAAAUACGUAUUUUUAUAUUAAAUAAAAUGUCGCUAAAAAGAAUUAUAUUAACUUGAUUGUUCUAGUUGUUUGAUAGUUACAAGUAAUGCUGAAUGUCCACUAUUACAUUGUUUUUGUUACUUGCUUUCUUAAUUUAUUGAUGUAUGUUUUGUAAUCCAUACGAUUGGUCAUCUGUAGGUAUGGGUAACUGAUUUGAAUUCCUGCUUUCUGAUUUAUGUCAAUUAAAGCUAUUCACGUCUCAACAAUAGGAAUUCUCGAUCGUUUUUAUCUUUUUAAAUGUUAAUAAUGAUCGUCCUACUUUAUUAAUUUUGUUGCUUUCUUUAA